CUCGAUAGUGCCGCUGAGCUGAUUUUCGUCUCCCUCGUUCUCCGUGUUGUUGUUCUCGGUGACGCGACGGAGGUGUAGCCUGACGCGGUCUCUUACGUGUCGGCCUGAAUAAAAGUGGAGCUCCGCGGGCCCGGGAGUGACGGAGGGAGUCUGUAUCGUUAACUAAAUGACCAUGGAAUCGGCCGCAGAUUCUCAGCAGGGGGGGGACACUGCUGUCACGGAAACGGAGAGCCAGCAGAUCACCCAGGCGCAGAUCGCCACGCUGGCGCAGGUUUCCAUGGCGGUGGGGCACGGGACCUCCACGGGGCCCACGGUGACGCUGGUGCAGCUGCCCAACGGGCAGACGGUGCAGGUGCACGGGGUCAUCCAGGCCGCCCAGCCCUCCGUCAUCCAGUCCCCCCAGGUGCAGACCGUCCAGAUCUCCACCAUCGCGGAGAGCGAGGACUCCCAGGAGUCGGUGGACAGCGUGACGGACUCGCAGAAGCGCCGGGAGAUCCUGUCCAGACGACCGUCCUACAGGAAGAUCCUGAACGACCUGUCGUCAGACGCCCCCGGGGUCCCCCGGAUAGAGGAGGAGAAAUCGGAGGAGGACUGCGCCCCCGCCAUCACCACGGUUACCGUGCCGACGCCCAUCUAUCAGACCAGCAGCGGGCAGUACAUCGCCAUCACGCAGGGCGGGGCCAUCCAGCUGGCCAAUAACGGCACAGACGGGGUGCAGGGCCUGCAGACGCUGACCAUGACCAACGCGGCGGCUGCGCAGCAGGGCACCACCAUCCUGCAGUACGCCCAGACCACCGACGGGCAGCAGAUCCUGGUGCCCAGCAACCAGGUGGUGGUGCAAGCUGCCUCUGGGGACGUCCAGGCCUACCAGAUCCGCACAGCCCCGACCAGCACCAUCGCCCCCGGGGUGGUGAUGGCCUCCUCCCCUGCCCUGCCCAGCCAGGGGGCCCCCGAAGAGGCCACCCGCAAGCGAGAAGUCCGUCUCAUGAAGAACAGGGAGGCAGCGCGGGAAUGUCGCCGGAAGAAGAAGGAGUACGUCAAGUGUCUGGAGAACCGCGUGGCGGUGCUGGAGAACCAGAACAAAACCCUCAUCGAGGAACUGAAGGCACUUAAGGACCUGUACUGCCACAAAUCUGAGUAGCCCCCGCCCCCCCCCCCC
Molecule: messenger RNA, 1159 nt
Organism: Anguilla anguilla (European eel)
Lineage: Eukaryota; Metazoa; Chordata; Actinopteri; Anguilliformes; Anguillidae
Gene: creb1b
Product: cAMP responsive element binding protein 1b
Exons: 8
Coding region: 167-1141 (324 amino acids)
Biological process (GO): regulation of transcription by RNA polymerase II
Cellular component (GO): nucleus; ATF4-CREB1 transcription factor complex
Molecular function (GO): cAMP response element binding; DNA-binding transcription factor activity, RNA polymerase II-specific; protein binding
Source: RefSeq, a predicted model, not a curated record